Molecule: messenger RNA, 1615 nt
Organism: Parasteatoda tepidariorum (common house spider)
Lineage: Eukaryota; Metazoa; Arthropoda; Arachnida; Araneae; Theridiidae
Source: RefSeq, a predicted model, not a curated record
CACUUUACCCGCGAUAUUCAGUAUUGAUGUACGGCUCACUCUUUUCUCUCGUCAUUUGAAUAAUUUAAGUUCUGCUGGUCAAAAUGAAUCUUGGACAUAUUCCAGUUAAAAAACUUAUAACCUGGCCAAGUUCUAAGGAAACAUUAAGAGUGUGUUGUCAUGAAAUUCGUUCUGCUGUUAAUACCACCAUGGGACCACCGCCUAGCUAUAUAGGAGGACACGAAGGAAAAUUACUUCAAGUCGUCUUUGAAGCUUUAGGGUUAAAUUUCGAUAUUGUGAUCCCUAAUGAUGAUGCAUGGGGAAUGCCAGAUGAAAACAAUGUUUGGUCAGGAUGCCCGGGCAUGAUCCAAAGAAAUGAAGCCGAUGUAGCAACGUCUGCUAUGCUUCAAAACUAUUGGAGCUUUCAAUUUUCCGACCAGUCAUUCAGCUACAGAGAUGAAGGCGCCUACUUUGUAGCCAAGACUCCUGGUUUUGUUCCGAAGCCUUUCGUUAUUUUCCAGACAUUUAAAGUCGGUGUAUGGAUAUCAAUUUUGAUUACGCUUUUCGUUCUUGCGUUGGCGUAUUAUUUCAUUAUGGGUAAGAAGUACUCAUACGGUAGCCAAUUGUACAGCAGAGUCGCUGAGUUAUUGCUUCAAGAGCCAACGGUCAAAAUCAUUCCUAAAGCUUCUCAGGAAAUAAUAACUUUGUUUUGGUCAAUUGCAGUUCAGUUUUUAACAUUAUCGUAUGUGGCGGUUAUUUUGACAGCUAUGAUGGCACCCAAAACGGAGCGGCCUAUCAACAAUGAAGAAAGGGUCUUAGAAGCUGUGCGAUCAGGAAAAUAUCAAGCAGUUACGCCUAUGGACAUGCCAAUGUAUCUGGAUAACUUAUUAAAUAAUGCUAGACCCACUUUCGUGAAAAUUGGUGAAAUUAUACGGGAUAACAACUGGAAGUACGCAAUAACCAGGAAGAACUAUGCAAAGCACCUGAAAGAUAAUUGGAUCAUUGCCACAUCUAUGUUUACGCGCCAAUUGAACAAUCCACUUGGCAACCCGAUUGUGGUAUCCGAAGAUCCGAUUUAUCAUGCUAGAUUGUGUUAUCUAAUGCGAAAGAAUUUUCCCUUUAGACACAAAUUAGAUAAUAUUAUGAUGCGAAUAUUGGAGGGUGGAAUUUUCACAAAAUUAUACGAGCAUGAUCUCUUUCAAAGGAAGUUGAAAGACAUAGACGAUUUUCGCGACACACAUGAAGAAACUGGAUCUUUUAAGAUUCUUUCACUGGUAGAUCUCCAGGGUGCUUUCUAUGUACUCAUUUUUGGUUACUCAAUUUCCGCGAUUGCUUUGUUGUUUGAAAUUAUCGUUGAUAAAUGCGUAAAAAAAAUGGAAAACGAUGAUGGAUCGUUAGAAGUUUCCGUAAAUAAGCCUUCGCCAACAGCAGAAAACAAUGAUGAUUUAAUUUUAGAAUAGGCCAAAAUAGAAUUAUUGGCAUAGUCACUAUUAAACGUUAUCAAUGCCUUGCAUAAACAUUGUAGCACCAUGUAUUCGAUUCUUAUUAAUAUUGUUAUUUACAUUCAGAAUUUUGAAAAAAAUCCUUUUGAAACUGCCAGCGAUUUGUAAAAACUGGGCAAGAAGUAUAAAAUUGG